Molecule: messenger RNA, 216 nt
Organism: Parnassius apollo (apollo)
Lineage: Eukaryota; Metazoa; Arthropoda; Insecta; Lepidoptera; Papilionidae
Source: the annotation of a GenBank genome assembly
AUGUUUUACUUCAUAAGCAAUCGUUUUUUCAUUUUAUUCAUGACAGGAAAACUUCAAGAAUGGAAUGAGCCUCAAUUCUUCAAUAUAUCAGAGGAUAGUGUUACAAAGACCGGCGAAGUUGACAGCAGUAAUAAAAAGGAAAAUUUCGAAAAAUCUGGAUCUCAAACGUUGUUUCCUGAAACGACAGGUGGAAUAAAUACACCAAAGAUUAUAUAA